Molecule: messenger RNA, 456 nt
Organism: Akanthomyces muscarius
Lineage: Eukaryota; Fungi; Ascomycota; Sordariomycetes; Hypocreales; Cordycipitaceae
Exons: 3
Coding region: 1-456 (151 amino acids)
Source: RefSeq, a predicted model, not a curated record
AUGAGCGGCGAUCUCACCGGCUUCUUCUAUGGCACUCUGAUGGCCCCAGAAGUCUUCUUUAGCGUGUGCUACGGCACAAAGUCCCCUCCCGCCGCCAUCCAGGCGCUGCACUCGUUCGCGCCGGCCGUGCUCGACGACUACUGCCGGCACCGAGUGCAGUACGCCGAUUACCCGGGCAUCGUGCCGCAGCCGGGCCAGUCGGUGCGGGGCGUCUACGUGACGGGGCUGACGACGGCCAACAUGCAGAAGCUCGACGACUACGAGGGCAAGGAGUACCGGCUGGACACGGUCAAGGUGCGGCUGGACGGGGACGAGGAGGUCAAGGAGACCAAGACGUAUGUGUUUUUGUUCCCCAAGGAGCUAGAAGAUAGAGAAUGGGACUUUGAGGAGUUCAAGAGGGACCGGAUGAAGCUGUGGACGAGGAAUGGGUACUGCGAGGGGGACAUUAAAGAAUAG